This is a messenger RNA of Conger conger (European conger), 2272 nucleotides long. Its product is annotated as B-cadherin-like. Gene Ontology annotation, biological process: multicellular organism development; adherens junction organization; homophilic cell-cell adhesion. NCBI's taxonomy places the organism in Eukaryota, Metazoa, Chordata, Actinopteri, Anguilliformes, Congridae. Bases 1 to 1770 code for a protein of 589 amino acids. Gene Ontology annotation, molecular function: calcium ion binding; cadherin binding. The record is from RefSeq and is a predicted model, not a curated record. Gene Ontology annotation, cellular component: plasma membrane; adherens junction; cytoplasm. The transcript has 11 exons.
AUGUCCACAGACACAGUGAUUUGUGAACCUGGAGACAGUCAGCAUGACCAUCAACACAAGCCUCAGCACUCUGCAGCUCUUCCAGUGCUGAUGUUUCCACGCUCUUCCAAAGGGCUGAAGAGGCAGAAAAGGGACUGGGUCAUUCCCCCCAUCAACUUCCCAGAGAACGACAGAGGCCCCUUCCCCAAACAGAUGGUGCAGAUCAGAUCCAACAGGGAUAAGGAAGUGCCGGUGCAUUACAAAAUCACUGGGCCUGGGGCAGAUGAGCCCCCUGUUGAGCUGUUUAAAAUUGACCGAGACUCUGGCUGGCUCAGUGUCACACAGCCUUUGGACCGAGAGACCCAAGAUAAAUAUAAACUCUUUGCUUAUGCAGUAGUGGGUGAAGCUACUGUGCCCGAGGAGUCAAUGGAAAUUAUUAUCUUUGUCAUCGAUCAGAACGACGAGAUACCCAAAUUCACUGAAGAAACCUUUCUUGGCGAGUUAGCUGAAGGAUCCAAAGCAGGUUUAGAAUUUAUGAAGGUGACCGCUGUUGAUCUAGAUGAACCUGGUUCAGCUAAUUCUGACAUUAGAUACAAAAUUGAGAGCCAAGACCCAGAGAGUCCAAAACCAAAUAUGUUCUUUAUUAACCCUAUAACUGGAGGGAUCCAACUUAAAACAGAGGGGCUGGACAGAGAGAACUUUCCUAAAUAUACAUUGGUAAUUAGCGCUGCUGAUAUGGAGGGGGACGGCCUCUCAACCACCUGCAAAGCAAGCAUCACAGUAACCGACAGCAACGACAACGCUCCUCAGUUUGACCCAAAUUCAUACACAGUGACUGUGCCUGAGAAUGAGGUGGGUGCCCUAGUGGUGAACAUGCCAGUGACUGAUGGGGAUGAACCUCACACACUAGCCUGGUCAACUAAAUACAAGAUUAUUGAAGGAGACAAUGGAGGGUUCUUCAAUGUUACCACUGGACCCAGCAAGCUGGAGGGCAUUAUUACUACAGUCAAGGGCCUUGAUUUUGAGAAGAACGCAAAGUACACCUUGUUGGUCACCGCGGAGAAUGAUGCCCCGUUUGUCACCAAUCUGCCAACCUCCACUGCCACAGUUAUUGUGAACGUGGAGGAUGUGAAUGAUGCUCCAGUGUUUAAUCCAGUCGAGAAGGUGGUCAUUAAACCAGAGAACCUGGAAGUUGGUGCUGACAUAAUUGCAUAUACAGCAACUGACCCUGACAUGGCAAAAAAUCAGAAAGUAUGGUAUAAAUUGGGCGAUGAUCCAGCUGGAUGGCUGAACGUCAAUAGAGAGACUGGACUUAUCAAAGCGAGGAGCCCCAUGGAUAGAGAAUCUCCCUUUGUCAAAGGGGGCAGAUACCGGGCCCUCAUCCUGGCCAUUGAUGACGAUGAUGCCCCUGCUACGGGAACCGGGACUCUGCUGAUUGAGCUGGAAGAUGUAAAUGACAACGCUCCCACAAUCGAGGAGAGGGUGAUCACGAUCUGUAACCAAGAAUCUCAAACCGUGACGCUGUCCGUCACCGACCGAGACGGGCCUGGAUUCACCUCCCCUUUCCGGGUGGAACUACAGGGAACGAGCGCGAACAACUGGACCGCUCGCAUGAAUGACGCAAAGACGGGCAUAAUACUGGGACUGAGAACCUAUUUGGAAGAGAAUGACUACACUGUUAUCCUCCGCGUAUUUGACAGCCAGGGACUGUUCCAGGACAACACCAUUACUGCCACUGCAACUUGGGAAGCCUGCAUAACUAGGGGUUCUUUUUGCAUCAGACCGACUUAGAAUUACUGUCUGAGUUCAGUUUAAAUUGACAUGAAUUGGAAUCUGUGUUCAUGAUCAGUUUAAUAUCAGUGAUUAUCAAAUGUUCUCGAUCAAGAUAUUAUCUCAUGUAUUUUUGCAUUGAUAUUCUUGCUGUAUUGUGUGCUUUGGGCUAAUAAUUUUAUUCUAAGAAUUUCUAUGCUAUUUUUGACAAAUCUUUGCUAAGUUUUUUUCAAGCAUGCUUGAGCAGAUUCUUGUUUUUUGAGCAAAUGAUUGCAAAUUCAUUGUAAUAAGUCAUUAUUAUUUUUUCUAUAAUUAAUAUACUUUUCUAAAUAUUGUUACGAUUUACACUUCUUUUUUUACACAAUUUACUUUUCUUUUGCUCACAUUUUAAUUGGAGCUACAAUUGUUUGGCAAAAAUAUGAAAUCAACAAAAGACAGAUAUGGGAAAAUGUAGUAUAGUAGGAUGUGAUAGAUAUACUUUACAUAACCCUUGAGUUAAAACUAAAUACACAUUAAAGUGUUC